This is a messenger RNA of Gamsiella multidivaricata, 874 nucleotides long. RefSeq lists its product as uncharacterized. The coding region runs from base 27 to 467 and encodes 146 amino acids. The record is from RefSeq and is a predicted model, not a curated record. The transcript has a single exon. Lineage: Eukaryota; Fungi; Mortierellomycota; Mortierellomycetes; Mortierellales; Mortierellaceae.
CGGAGGAGGAGGAGGAGGAGGAGGAUAUGAUCCCACAGUGGCGAUGUCAGCAUUUUAUCGCCAGCCGUUUGGGUACGGUGGUGGCGGCAGCAGCGGUGGACAGCAAGGUGGUGGUCAGUCAAGCUUUGGAUCGAACAACAGCGGUGGGUACGGCGACCAGGAAUCCGGCGGCGGUGGGCAGUCUUCCCAAAGAUCGGGCUACAGCACUGGGGGAUAUGAAUCCAGGGGCGGUGGCGGAGGAGGAAGUUAUGGCGCAAACCGCAACUCUAGCGGAGGACGCCAGGGCGGCUCCACCAGCGGAUCUAGCAGCGGAUCUGCUGGACCCGUGCGCGGAGGCACCAGUGGCGGUAGCGGGCCAUCGUCCGCAGGAGGUCACGGACGAGGCGGUGGCUCAUAUCAUCCCUACCAGCGCUGAGCGGGAACAACUUUCAGACAGACAUGCCUUACGGGGUAUGAUGCACCAUUAGAACCACCGACAUUAUGAAAUAAACAAGAACCAAUGCCAAAGAGCUCUGUAUAACCAGAUUACGAGAGUGUUGUUGUAUUGAUGCUGAUGCGAGUUGACUAUUGUUACAAGGGUGCUGCUGUGAAAAAUGUGAUGUUUGUUUUCCUGUUUGCCACCGCCUUUUCAUGCCAUCAAGAUGAUGUCCUCUAUGCUACGGUAGCUCCACAUCCGAUACUAGUACCCCAAGGUCAAGCUGCUGUUCGGCGGCCUGUGGAUGUCAGUCGUUAAAGAACAUACAUCCUUUGCUUUCCUUCAUAUCUCUUUCUCUACCGCAUGCCUUUUCCUCGCCGUAUCCUGUCUAUGUGCCACCCUGCCUGUGGUGAGUAAGAUGGUUGUAAAAAAAAAAAAAAAAAAAAAAGCAGCCCCUUC